Molecule: messenger RNA, 5412 nt
Organism: Cyprinus carpio (common carp)
Lineage: Eukaryota; Metazoa; Chordata; Actinopteri; Cypriniformes; Cyprinidae
Exons: 1
Coding region: 1093-5412 (1439 amino acids)
Source: RefSeq, a predicted model, not a curated record
AUGACGAUCGGGAGGACGUCAUCACCAAAGCGCCCACUUAAUAUCUGACUGUGUUGUGGCUAUGGGGAAGGAAGCAAUGUGUUUAAAGUGUUCAUUGAUAAAAUGUGUAGGGUUUAUGUCCCAUGGACUAUGAUUAUCAAGAGCUGUGUGAACGUCACCUAGUAGCUAGCAUAUUGUAAGUAUUGCCUGUAAGUGGUAGAGGCAAUAAUAAUGAGACCACGUGUUUCACAGUACUUUAUUGUAUAGUAUAAUUUAUUAAUAUAUUUAUGUAUAGUUGUUGAAGAUGUGUAGACCAGUCUUACCUGUCAGUUCCAGUUUGAACAUGGAGUGCUCCGGUAGCGCGCGUAACCGGAGCCAUCCUGUAAUUAAGAUCAUUCCAUUUUCUAAAUGGGAGGGGUGCUAGGAGAUGUGGUAACAUAUCCGUUAUAUGAAUAAGUCAGUUUCAGUGUAAUUAUGUGGAAUAUAAGGGGUAUUUUUUUCUUUGUAUUAAUGUGAUUUUUCUUUUUGUAUUUUUGGUUUGAGGCAAUGUGUUCGGUGAGGUGUACAUUGAGAUAUGUGCUCCCCUAUGAUUGGUUCAUGCCAUUAUCGUCUGGCGGGAAAAUAGCCUAUUUAGUCAGUUUGUUUGUGGUUGUAAGGGGAGGGGGCAGAAGGCAGAAACUGUUUGAUUUGAAGUACAUGUCUGCUGUGAGAUGUGUAUGAACUGAAAGACGUACCCCUGCAAAUGGUUGAGUUGUAGGUUUGGCUGUUGACAGCAUUUUCCUUUGUGUUUUGUAGUUUCAGUGCUUGUUUUGUUGUAUUUUUGUUACUUUCUUUUUUUUUUUUGUUUCUUUUUGAAAUAUCACUCUGAAGUCAUCACUGAUUGGCGGCAUGUCUCUAAUAAAUUCGAGCAACUGGAAAAUUACCCUGUUGUACUGAGCCUUCCUAACUCCUUCCUGGCCUCUCAGUUACUUCUACCCGACAUAUGGUGGCAGCGGUGUUUCCAAGCCAUUAGGAGGCCAGUACACAGGAGUGCAUCAAACUUGGAGGCAACAGCUGUGUUUUCUGCAUUAAGACUGUUUAAGUGGUAUGUGCAGAGACUGUUGUUAAAAGAGAAUGCCACCUAAGAAGCAGGAUAAGGCAAGAGCUGUGGAGGAGGUUGAACCACCGGAUCAGUCUGAGGCUGAAGAAGUGUCUUCUGAGGGGAUGUCUGAUUCAGUUGCUGGGAUGCUGCAAACGUUCCUGCAAAGGCAGCAGCAAAGAGAAGAUCGAAUGGAGAAAGAGGUGCAGCGCCAGGAGCAUAAAUGGCGGACUCUCCAGCAUCAGUUUAUUCAGCUGCAAGCCGAAUUGCGUCAACAAGAGCAGGAUCGACUGUCUAUGGAAGGGGUGACGGUCGCCACCUCUUUACCAGCAGCUAUGGCUUCCCCUUCAUCUGCCUGUGUCAGCCGACAGCCCCCACAUAUAAACCAGGUUGAUGAUCUGACAUCAGCGCCAGCACAUGAGGUAGCAACGCAAGCAACGGGAUUCACUCAGCCAUGUUUUCAGUCCCCAAGAAUGCUGCCAUGGACUAAUGAUGAAGACAUAGAACAUUAUUUAACAACAUUUGAACGCAUUGCUCAAGCAUGCAGAUGGCCAAAGCAAGAUUGGGCAUUGCAUCUUCUUCCGCUGUUAACUGGUAAGGCGAGAGCAGCCUAUGUGGCCAUGGAUUCUGAUGAUGCUAUAAACUAUGAUGAUGUUAAACAAGCUAUUCUUGACAAGUUUGAAAUUAACAAUGAGACGUACAGACAACGCUUCAGAUCGUACAGUGCCCAGGAGGAUGAGACUCCAAGAGAGCUGCAAGUAAGGUUAAAAGACUUGUAUGAGAAAUGGAUGACUCCUAAACAUCGAACGAAAGAAGAGAUCGGUGACCAGAUUGUGUUAGAGCAGUUCCUUAAGUUACUUAGUCUAGAUACGAGAACAUGGGUGAAGCAGAACAACCCUACUUCAUCUAGGCAGGCAGCAGAGAUGGCAGAGGCCUUUAUGGCAGCAAGACAAUCUUUGAAUCAACCCAGACGAUGGCGGAACUACAGUAUCAGCCCAACUGGUAAGUCUGGGGAUGGUUUGAGUAGUGGUCUGACUAAUUCUAACCUAAGUUCUUAUGUCCCUCACGUUAAUUUGGGUACAGACACUAAUAAACAUCAGGGAGUAGUUAAUCGGUACAAGGGUAAAGCUGUAAUUGUGUGUCAUGCAUGUGGUCAGCCUAGACAUAAGAAAGUAGACUGCCCAGUACAGAAAGUUUCCAAUACUCGCCUUUGUUAUGUACCAAGACCAUUGUUAGAGUUCAGUGAUUUAGAGUUGAACAAAGACACAGUCAUUGAGGUGAAGAUAGGGAAUAAAUUCUACAAAGCUCUGGUUGAUUCGGGUUCGAGUCAAACUCUAGUAAGGACUGAAUGUUUGAUUGAAUUUGAUAUAUCAAGUCAAAGCAAAUUGAGGGUUCGGUGUAUUCACGGUGAUGAGAGAGAAUACCCCAAGACAGACUUGGUAAUUGAAAUAGACAACCAGGCUUACAAUUUGUCAGUUGGUGUAGUAGAGCAGGCACCAUAUCCAGUGAUAUUGGGUAGAGAUGUUCCAGUGCUUGUAGAUCUCUUGCAGACUGAUAGGGCAUUAGCAGAGGCUAGGGUUGUGACGAGAGCUCAGGCUAAGUAUGAUGGGACCUGUAAGCAGUCAUUGAAAGAUUUACCUUUUGAUGUGCACCCUAAAGUAAGGAAGUCUAGACGUGAUAGACGGCAGAGAAAAGUGGAGGGCACAAAAAUGGUUGAAAAGUUGCCUAAACCUAGUACUGAUGAAAUUGAACAUAUUUCACAUGAUAUAGUUCAGCUGCAGAGACCGGACAAAACACUGAAAUCUCUGUUUGAAAAGGCAGAGAAUAUGACCUCUUCAUUAAUGGUACAGAAAGAUCAUUUUGUAAUUCGGGAUGACAGGCUGUAUGUUCGGGGUGCUGAGGGAGAGAGAUUAGUGGUUCCAGAACCGAUAAGACUCAAGAUGUUGCAGUUGGGGCAUUCAGUGCCGUGGGCAGGACACCUGGGGCAGCAGAAAACGCUAGCCAGAAUUGCCAGUAGAUUUUAUUGGCCUAGGCUCUACAUGGAUGUAAUGGAUUUUUGUAGGUCAUGUCCGGAGUGUCAACUGGUGAGCCCAGCUAAGAAGGGUGAUAGAGCACCUCUAGUCAGUCUUCCUAUCAUUGAUGUCCCAUUCUCUCGAAUUGCUAUGGACAUUGUUGGUCCAUUGCAAAGAUCUAGUACAGGGAAUCGGUAUAUUCUAGUGGGCGCAGAUUACGCAACUAGAUACCCAGAGGCAUUUCCUCUCAAAAAAAUAAAGACAAGACAAAUUGUUAAUGCCCUGAUUCAACUUUUUUCACGGGUUGGUAUACCCAAGGAAAUAAUUACAGACCAGGGAACAAACUUUACGUCCAAACAAAUCAAGCAAGUGUAUUCAAUGUUGCGCAUACAUCCCAUUCAGACCACACCUUACCAUCCUCAGACUGACGGAAUGGUUGAAAGAUUCAAUCAGACAUUAAAAUCAAUGCUGCGCAAAUUUGUGUCUGAAACAGGUGCUGACUGGGACCACUGGCUGCCUUAUCUGAUGUUUGCCUACAGGGAAGUCCCACAGGUUUCCACGGGAUAUUCACCCUUUGAGUUACUGUACGGUCGUCAGGUUCGUGGGCCGCUAGAUGUCUUAAAGGAGGCUUGGGAAGCAGAUAAUGGAAGCGAGCACAUAAACAUCUUAUCUUAUGUCAUUAAGAUGCGGGAGAAGAUGGAUUCUAUGGUGGAAAUGGUGAGGAGUAAUAUGACAAAUGCCCAGCAACAGCAAAAGCAGUGGUAUGACCAAUCAAGCAGGAGUAGAACUCUUUCACCAGGGCAAAAAGUCUUGCUUCUGCUUCCCACAUCAGACAGCAGCUUAUUGGCCAAAUGGCAAGGGCCAUAUGAAGUGGUACGGAAAUUGAGCUCUACCAGUUAUGAAAUCCUUCUACCUGAUCGUCGAAAGAAAUAUCAGGUAUUUCAUAUUAACCUCCUACGACCCUGGCAUGAGAGAAAAGGCUCAUGGUCUGAACAGUUGUGGGCAAGAAAAGUGGACGAAGAGGAGGAAGUAGAGGAGCAGUACUUUCCGGUGGAUAAAGAAGUGCCUACUUUCCCAGCAGUUGAUCAUUUAACAACCAAGCAGCAGAUAGAAUUCCAAAAGCGGGUACCAGAGGGUUUGUUCAGCGACAAGCCAGGAAAAACAAAGCUUCUGCAGCAUAACAUUAGCCUUCUUAAAACUGAGCCCAUCAGACAAACACAUUGUAGAGUGCCUGCUCGUCUGUUACCUGCCUUGAAGAACGAAGUGAAAGUGAUGCUGGACUUGGGGAUCAUUGAACCAUCCAGGAGCGAAUGGUGCAGUCCGGUUGUUUUGGUUCCCAAGAAAGAUGGUACACUCAGAUUUUGUGUGGAUUUUUCAAAGCUUAAUGCAGUUUCUGCUUUUGAUCCAUAUCCAAUGCCAAGAGUCGACGAGCUGAUUGAGCGCCUAGGCAAAGCAAAGUACUUAACAACGCUUGACUUAUGCAAAGGAUACUGGCAAGUGCCACUGACGGAAUCUGCUAAAGAAUUGACUGCUUUUCGUGUUCCUUCAGGGCUGUCUCAUUUCCGGUUUAUGCCGUUUGGCUUGCACGGGGCAGCAGCUACAUUUCAACGCCUGGUAGAUCAAGUACUCAGAGGGAUGGACAGUUUUGCUGCAGCUUAUAUUGACGACAUUGUUAUCUUCAGCGCUACAUGGGAGGAACAUUUUGGGCACCUGGCUGAAGUAUUUGAUCGAGUCAAGCGGGCUGGUCUAGUCGUCAAUGCAAAAAAGUGCCAGAUUGCUAAGCCAGAAGUGACCUACCUUGGCUAUGUGUUGGGAGGGGGAUCCAUCAGACCACAAGUAGAUAAGGUACAAGCUAUCUUGUCAUGUGUACCUCCAACGACAAAGAAAAGUGUGAGAUCGUUCUUAGGCUUGAGCGGCUGGUACAGAAGAUUUGUUCCCAAUUUUGCCAGCAGAGCUGCAGUACUAACUGAUCUAACUCGGAAAAGUAGUCCCAUAAGAGUGAAGUGGACACCAGAGUGUGAGCAAGCUUUUCAAGACUUGAAGUUCUGCUUGUGUAAAUCUCCUGUCUUGCAAAGCCCGGAUUUUGACCUCCCUUUCAUAGUGCAGACAGAUGCGUCUGAGAUUGGACUAGGUGCUGUGCUGUUGCAAGGUGAAGGACCAGAUCGCCAUCCGGUACAGUAUAUCAGCAGAAAACUGUUCCCCAGAGAGGCUAACUACUCUACAAUUGAGAAGGAGGCCCUAGCUAUAAAGUGGGCUUUGGACACUCUAAAAUAUUAUAUCUUAUUGGAAAAGACUUUGUUUUGGAGACUGAUCAUAGAGCUCUGCAAUGGCUUAACAAAAUGA